Pelobates cultripes (western spadefoot toad) is the source of this 12917-nucleotide messenger RNA. NCBI's taxonomy places the organism in Eukaryota, Metazoa, Chordata, Amphibia, Anura, Pelobatidae. The record is from the annotation of a GenBank genome assembly.
AUGCAGACGGACGCCUAUAUAAUCCAUGUCAAUGGAUCAGUGGCCCACCCAAAGGUCCUCGACGUGCAUGUCAAUAUUCAAGGUCCCAACACCGUUGAUAAAUUAAAAGCACGAAAGCCAAGAUGGGCAGUGCGUGCAUCCGAGAUGUCCAGAAAAACCUUUAAUCCCAUCCGAGCCAUCGUGGACACAAUGACAGCUGUUCCCAAUCCCAACAAGAAGAUGAUCGCAUUGUCUAUAGGUCUGUACUAAAACAAUUUCUGCCUUUACAACACUUAACAAACAGUCAUGACUAUUUUAUCCAAUUGUUAAUUUAUUCAACAUUACCAAACUUGAGAUUUUAAUUAUUUCAGCAAGCAUGAACGUAUUGCUGUUUGUUAAUGCUCACAAUUAUUAUUAUUUUUUGGUUAUAUUCACUGGAAUUCUUACAAGUUACACUUUAGUAAAUAACCCUUUAUAUAUGAGAGUUACUCAAUGAUGUCAUUGCUGUUUUAGGAGACCCAACAGUAUUUGGGAAUCUACCCACUGAUGAACAGGUCACCAGAGCCAUGAAGGAGGCCAUAGACUCUGAGAAAUACAAUGGAUACGCACCAAGUAUAGGUAACUAUACAUUUUAUAACAGUUUCUUACGUUGUCUAUCUCUUAUUUCUAAAACAAGCAUCCUCCAGACUGCAAUUCUACCUACCAGCGAGAUAGCCCAGUUGGUUAAAGCACCAACUAUAGAAUCUGGUGAAACGUGGGAGCUACAUUACAAACAGAUUAAAUAGUUACAAGACUGAUAAAGUAAAUUACAUUUAAUUAGAAUAACAUCUAUGUUCUAGGAUCUAUUUGAAAUAAUAAAUAUAUUCAAUUUGUAUCUCUGAAUAAAGCAUUUUAAAUAUUAUAUCUGUUGGUCCCUUACACUCUGUAGAGGUUUAUAAUAGCCCAUACAAUGACUUUAUUACUUUAAUAAAAGUUGUUAACAUGCACAUUAUUAUCUAAAGUAUUUUGUUCUCUAAGUUGGCUAUUAUUAACAGUUAAAUAUGCAAGUCAUUGCCAUCAGAUCCCAAACUGUAAGUUCUGACUGUACCAGACUGCUAGUUUCCAUCUUCUAUACACCAAACCCAUCAUCCUUAUCCUCACCAGCAUAUUCUGCCACCAGAGUUGAUGAAGCUUUUAUUUUAUUUGUAAGAUAAUUUUUCCUUUCCUCAUGAAGCCUUCUCUGCUCUUUCAUUGGCAGGAUACCAGUCCAGCAGGGAGGUGAUUGCUAAAUACUUUACCUGCCAAGACGCUCCUUUGGAAGCCAAGGUGGGUGCAUUGAAGGGGGGCUGGGGCAGAUAGGCUAAGCAACUUGUGACAUGUUCUGCAACAGUUGUGGAUCUAAAUCAGGGUUCUCCAAAUUCUGAUGUUCAGAUGUUGCUGAACUGCAACUCUCGUGAUUCUCUGGCUAUCUAUUUAAUUCAAAGCAUCAAGACAGUUGUAGUUCGGCAACAUCUCAAGGAACAAAGUUUGGAGAACCCUGAUCUAAAUUCUUGCAACCCCUCGGAGAGAGAGGAGCGUUCAUCCCUUGGGAACUGUCCUCAGACGUGAUCCGCCAUGUUCACCGUUUACAUGUUAAUUAUGGGACAGCCCUCUGAAAUGCCUUUCACAUCAGUUAGAAACAAAUGUCAACUUUUUAUUGUGCAAAGUUUGAGUUUUAAGAGGAAGCGUCACUUUUCUCGAAAUGAUAUCACUGAAUGAAACAUUAAAAAGCUCCUAUGAUUCAUGUUAUCGUGUACUUCAUGGGAUGUUCCAGUUUCUUUUGAAUGUAAAUUAAAGACAUGACAAUCCAGUACUAUAGUCCAUCAGAUAUAUUGGCAGAAUCUAAUGUUGCACCGGGAGUAUGGAGCUGCAGUAAUCAGAGGUUCAGAAAUUCACCUCUCCUGCAGGUGACAAGAGAGAAGAUAUGUGGCAGGCAGCGAGAUCUGGGAUCGACGGCAACAAUAUCCCAACAUGAAAAUUUGUCCCUGAAAUGGAACGCUUUAUGAAAAAUAACUUUUGAACAACAAAAUAUACAAAAAUCAUUUUAGCCGAACUGAUACUCUGUGCUUAUAACAACUUGCGUUACUAACAAAGAGUACAGGACAGGACUGGCCUUUUCAGUUACUCACCAAAAUGGGAAUUAAAGAGAAUUGACAAUAAUGUUACAAGUUUUAGGCCAAAAAAAGAUAGAAAUAUGCCCAGCGUGGCUAUUGUGGUCAAAAAUGUGUAAUUCUCCACAAUUCCCAGUUUAGUGAAUAAAUAUACGAAUGGAUUACAUGAGCCCUGCUUAAAAAAAUAAAAAUGGUGAAUACCUCUUUGGAUUUGAAAUGAACUCCAUGCAUCAUUACUGAAACAGAAGCAUAAACGUGUUAAAAUAUGAAAAAAAAUUAUCUUUGGUGCUAAAUAGAUGAAAAUAAUCUUCCAUGUUAUUGAUAUAUGAAACCUUAUUGAAAACCAUAUGUGUCUCACCGAUACAUAUGAUGCGCAAUAAUAAUAAUAGCUGUAAUAAUAUUAUCUCUCUCUCUGUAGGACGUCAUCCUCACAAGUGGCUGCAGUCAAGCUAUCGAGCUAGCUUUGUCUGUCCUCGCCAAUCCUGGUCAGAACAUCCUGGUCCCUCGUCCGGGUUUCUCUCUCUAUAAAACAUUAGCCCUGUCUCUCGGAAUUGAAGUGAAACUGUAUAACUUAUUGGUGAGUUUCAGAUUGUAGAGAUAGCCAUGUUUAGGGCAAUGACCUCUCAAUGUUGGGCUGUGUGACACACGGGUGCAGGAGGGUGGACAUAUGCAAGGCACUCAGAUCAUGUCAAAAUCCUAGAUCUGCCAUAUAGAGCUGUACACAUUUGUAGUAAGACAGCCGUAUUUGGGAGCCAGACUGUUUUUUUAGCAUAAUAUAGUUCUAUGUGAAAUAUACACAAAGUCGGAGCUAGCUGUAACUUUUCAUUAGCCAGGGCUGCUUGGCGUCUGCAGUUUAUUGAGUCUUGCAAUAAGGCAUUUGAGUGACUUAUUGAGUCAAGACAUAGCCACCCGGACAUGCGAAUUGUGAUUGUGCAUCUAGCAAAAAAAUAGCUGAUAUUGAAAAAUUCUCCAAUUCAGUUAUAGUCACAGUUUGGACAAUUCAUACUGAGUUUUGCAUUCCGUUUUCAUUUAACUACUAAUCGUUGUGUUUAGUAAAUGAAUUCUCAUUAUUUAAAAUUGAGUAAUAUUGCUCACUUACUUCAAGUACCCAGGAGAUACAAUAUGUAAAGGCAAGUUAACUGUACACUCUUACUGACAGAUAGGAAGACAAAACAAAAACAACUAAAUCAGUUCUCUACGGGUUAAGGUACCCUCCGAAUGUGUGGAUACCUGACCGAAUGUGUGGAUACCUGACCGAAUGUGUGGAUACCUGACCGAAUGCGUGGAUACCUGACCGAAUGUGUGGAUACCUGACCGAAUGUGUGGAUACCUGAUCUAUUUCAUUCAUAGAAUCAUGGGAGUUGUAGUUCAGCAACAUCUGGAGGGCCGAUCUGUUUAUAGGGCACUUCAUUUGGUCUCAGAUUUACAAUUAUUGGGUGAAUUGACAACAAUUCCCAGUCUGGUGAACGGAUAAUCCCAAUUUUUCCUCUUUGUAGCCUGAGAAGUCAUGGGAGAUUGACCUGAAGCACAUGGAAUCUCUGGUGGAUGACAAAACCGCCUGCAUUAUAAUCAAUAACCCGUCAAACCCCUGCGGCUCCGUCUUCAGCAAGAAGCACCUACAAAAGAUCCUGGCAGGUGAGUCCAUUAACCAGUGCCAGGUGUGAUUCCAAAAUGAUACUAGGCCAGCCAUAAUGUUUGGCAAAGCACCAAUGUGAAUUGUAGCUUUAAGACUAUAAGCUGGCUGAGCGUUAUGGGAGUUGUAAUAGUGGCAUGGGAGUGACCAAUAAUCAAUGCACAUUAACAAUAGCAACAUAUAGCCAAAUAUGGUAAUAGAACAGGUGGUGAUAAUGUGGCCAUCACCAAAUGGUAUUCUGAGUUCAUUGUUCAUGUCAUGCAAAGAUCAGAAUGUUUCACUAUGCCAUCUAAUCCCACCACCAUGGCUACAGAUAAGGAACACAGUGUAGGUGAAUGUAGCUGAGACAUAGUGACCUCUUUACUGAAUAAGGGGUGUGAGAUUAACUCAGCCGUGAACUCACUAAUUCUCAAAUUGCUAAAAAAACAACUUUGGAGAUCCCUAUUACCUUCCAUGGGGAACUGGGGGAAUUUGGUGAAAUGUAGUCAGCAAACCCGAGUGCAGAAUAUAGAGGUCCAGCAUUCUGCAAUAUUGCCACAUCAAGGACAGUUCCACUAGUAAAUGGAGAUAUGGCUAUUUAUUUUCAUGGUUUUCAAUGAACUAACUCUUUGGGCAAACAUAUGACAUUAGUUUGAAAACUAGAAAGCAAAUCAUUCUAAAUAAAUCUGAACUCAAAGAGAAAUCAAGGCCUCUCUCCUUGCUUCUCUCUUUUAUAUAUUGUUGAGUUUCAUUAUUUGUCACCGUUUUGGUAACCAGGUAGCGUCUGCAUUUGUGAUCUGGUGCGACUGCUAGAGACAUAGGCAUAUCUGAAGGUAUUCUUAAUGUUUUCACAGUGGCAUCAAGGCAAUGUGUGCCCCUCCUUUCUGAUGAAAUCUACGGCGACAUGGUGAGUGGGUUAUAUUUAUGUCUGAUUGUACGUCCUCAUACUUAUUAGUAUCGUAAAGUGACAUAGUAUUGAAAUAAUGCUGAAAGAAUCAGCAGAUCCACAAUGUUCUAGACAGAACAUUGGGAUUGUAACCAGUUCUCAAGGUGUAUGGACAUUCUAGGGCUAAUCACACUCAAUUAAACUGUACAGACUAAUCUAUAAAUUAUAUUGUCCACCUUUUACUGUCGAGACGGUGGUACCUUGUGAAUUCUGGAUGUUGCUUCAGGCUAACGCACCCUUUGUUACCCUCCCGGCAUGGGCGUCCACAGGGGGGAGAAGGGGGGGCCACUUGCCCCCCCCCCCCCGGAUCUUUCAGCUUGUUUUCGUGUGAGAUCGAAAAUACAGUGCAAUACCUGCGCCGGCUGUGUAUAGAGAGACAGGGAUAGGAAGCUGCAUCUUAUCCCUGCUUCUCUCUGACUGAAUCCGCAGGGGAGCAACACAUACAGCCAGCAGAGACAGCCUACAGAUCAGGUAAGUGAGGCAUGGGGGGGCAGAGAGAGCCUACAGAUCAGGGAAGUGAGGCAUGGCAGGGCAGAGAGAGCCUACAGAUCAGGUAAGUGAGGGAUGGGGGAGCAGAGAGAUAGCCUACAGAUCAGGGAAGUGAGGGAUGGGGGGGUAGCAGAGAUAGCCUACAGAUCAGGGAAGUGAGGCACAUGGAGGGGCAGAGAUAGCCUACAGAUCAGGGAAGUGAGGCACAUGGAGGGGCAGAGAUAGCCUACAGAUCAGGAAAGUGAGGCACAUGGGGGGCAGAGAUAGCCUACAGAUCAGGGAAGUGAGGCACAUGGGGCAGGAAGGGUCAGCAAGGACCAGGAAGGUAAAGUAAGAGAAGGAGCAGAAAGGAGAAGGAAUAGAAAUGAGCAGAAAGGGGCAGCAAUGAGCUGGGAAGGACAGGAAGGAGCAGAAAGGAUAAGGAAUAGAAAUGAGCAGAAAGGGACAGCAAGGAGCUUGAAGGGACAGCAAGGAGCACAACAGGUAAAGUAGGAGAAGGAGCACAAAGGAACACAAAUGAGCAGGAUGGGUCUGCAAGGAGCAGGAAGGGUCAGCAAGGAGCAGGAAGGGUCAGCAAGGAGCUGGAAGGUAAAGCAGCACAAAGGUAAAGUAGAAGGAGCAGAAAGGGUCAGCAAGGAGCUGAAAAUGGCAGGAAGGGACAGAAGGAGCACAAAGGUAAAGGAGCAGAAAUAAUCAGAAGGAGCACAAAGGUAAAGUAGGAGAAGGAGCAGAAAGGGUCUGCAAGGAGCAGAAAGGGAUCAGAUGGAGAAAGGAUCAGACGGGGGAGCACAAUAAGCAGAAAGGUAAAGGAGCCAAGUAGGAGAGAAGACAGUGUCAGAAGAAAAAGAAGACUGUCAAAUGAAGGAGAAGAAAAGGAGAUUGGAGCAGGAAGGACAAGUGAAGUGAACCCACUUUAUUUUGGACACCACAUCAUGAGGCUUUGGUACCUGGGCCUGGCAGGGAAACUCUGGACCUUCUCAUCUCCCCAGGUAAAAAAAAAUCUCAGUGUUAAUGUAUUCACUUUUAUUUACUGAGUGUCAGGAAGCACAGAGUGCCGCUGGGGAGGGGUGUAGCCGAUUGGCUAGAGCGGUCAGCUGGCACUCUAAGCCAAUCAGUAGCUCCCCAUUCAUAAAAACGUUUAAAAAAAUUAUGAAUCGGGAACUAGCAAUUGGCUUAUAGCGUCAACUGUCAACUCUAGCCAAUCAGCGGCACCCAUGCCGGACGUCAAUCUGCACUUCCUGACACUCAGUUUCAGAAGCCGAAUACCACUGAGCAACCUGGAAAUCUCGAGCUGGAGGAAGCCUUUGGGGUUAAACUUUUGAGAGUGGUUUAACCCCUUAAAGGAAAAGAACACCCAGGGGCUUCCUGGCAUUUUCAUUUAGAUGAAGUUGUUAUGGUGACCAGAAUGUUCCUUUAAUUUGCUUAAAGGAACACUAUAGUGUCAGGAAUACAAACAUGUAUUCCUGGCACCAUAGUUGUGAAAACACUAUUCACCCUGGCUUUAUGUGAUAAUGACUAUGCUCCUCCCCUUCAUAACACUGUCAAAAAAGGUACCAAGCAUGGAUGUCAUUACAGUUAUGCCCCCCCUGGAAAAAUUCCUGCGGACACCCAUGCCUCCCGGUGUUUUAUCCUCAGUUGUGUCUCUCUCUCUUUACCGGACUGCUUAUCCUAGCUUUCUGGUUCAUGGUUUCAAGAAUUUUUGACCGUGUCUCCCACCCAACCCCUUUCUUCCACUUUUUCCCUUUUCUUUCUAUCUUUAUUCUACUAUCUUGUUAUCUAAUUCCUCCUUGUGCUUUAUUAUAUUGACAGUCAUGCAUGGACAUUUGAUGUGUUUUGUUCUGUUGUAAUACUGACUGUCGGUUUAUUAUGUUUAUUGGUGUCUUGGCACGCCCUUGGGGCACAUAUAUGCUCUGCUUUAGUUUCUCUAAAUGUCAAUAAACUUCAGUUUGAAAAAACUAGAACGAUAAAGUAAUAUCUCACAGCCGGAUACCUCGCAUAACUGGUAAACAACAGGUGAUAAAACCCUUAAGAGCCCUCAUGGCGAGCCCGCAGCCAUCUCCUCCAGGCACUCCCGCUGUCCAGAUGUCACAAUGACUUGGCAGUUUGUGUUCUUUUGAAGUAGAUCAUUUCCUUGGACUAUCUGUUCUUCACUAAAUACUUCCAGAUGUCUAAUGGUUCCUUCACAAAGCAAUAACAAGAUAGACAAACCCUCCGAGUUCAAUUACCUCUUAUAGGAAAUAUUUCUUAGGGUUACCAGAUAGAUCAACAAAAAUAUACCCACCAUGCCAUAUUCUGGUAGGUCAGAACCGGGAGUUAGGAGAAGAAAAUAUUUUGGGAUUAUUCCUCCAGUGGAGACCAGUCAUGACUGUGUCAUAAAGUAUUCAUAAGUAAUUAAAGACAACUAUAUUCUCCAGUAUUUUUUUUUCUUUUGGAUAUGUACCACAUACUUUCAUUAAUUCUCAUUUUCUCUGUGUUCUUCAACUCUAGUCUCUUUAAUGUAAAUUUCUCUACAAAAUAUUUUGCCUGAGCAGUAAACAUUCUUUCGAUUUCAGAGGAAAUUCUUUACAAAACUGCUGGUUUAAUUCUCUACAAGAAUUGUGCACAAAAAAAACCUCUUAUUUAAAUUAUAUUUUAAAUAAGGUAAUCAUAAUAAAAAGGUAAGUAUGUAAUGUCAGCCAAAAACAAAGCAGAUCUUUGUAGACCCAGUUACGAUGUUAGAUGGAUCUAGUUGGACUUUGGUCAGUGGUAAAUCAUUUGUGCUGGUGGAACAUCCUCUGGCCGAUCUGGAUGUGUCUUCAGUUGUGAAACCAUUGUGACAUUGUGUGUCCACACAAAUAUUCCAGUAAUUGGCAAUACCCUGCACAUCUGAGCUCACGUUAGAUCACGUUCUCAAAAACUAUUCCUCUCUGUGCUAUUAUGUUUAACCUUUAAUUGUAGUGUAUAGAUCUAGUUUGUACCAAUGAUGAGUAAAUCCAGGUAGAAAUUUGCUUUCUUAUUUACAUUUCUCUACAUUUGUCCCUCUAGGUUUUUGAGGAAGGGGCUUUUCAUUACUUAGCAUCACUCAGCACCAACAUCCCAAUCCUGUCAUGCGGAGGGCUCGCUAAACGCUGGCUGGUACCAGGCUGGAGAAUGGGGUGGAUUCUAAUUCAUGACCGGAAGGAAAUCUUUGGAAAAGAGGUAAUAGGAGAAUUGUUGCAAAAAUGGACAAGACACUGGGAAAUUAACCAAAUUCCAACUUGAUUUGUAAAGUGGUUCAGAUCAGACUCUGUGAAACAUCUACAGGGAGCAGAGGCAAGGGGCUCCUUUGUCAACUACACUGUAGUUGUACUGUACUGACAGUAAUCCCACUUUACAAUAAUUUUCAAUAUUUAUUGGCAAUCAUUUCAUAUAACCUAACAAGAACCUGUUAACGACAGUGGUUGUGGUUUCUUGUCUGCAGCUUUUGCAAACCCUUCCUUUCUAACCCGGCCCGGAAUUUCUGUGGCUGUCCAAUCACAGACUUCCCAAUGUAGCUCAAUGAGAAGUCUUUGCAAGGCAGGUGCUCUGGGCAAUUGCUGUCUCUUGAGAUUAUCUCCACUGAACUAAACAAACCAGGAAGUAACAGGACCGGGUGUCUGAUUGACAGUCAGUGGGGGUGUAACAAGGUUAAAUUAUAAAAGUGUAAAUUUUUAUUGAAAUCUGCGCUUUUUGUAAAAUGACAAAAAAGAGGACACACUUUUCAUGCUUAAAUCCCUUCUGCAAGCUAAAGCAAUUUAGGAAUCCAGAGUGUUCCUUUAAGUUAAGCAAUAUUUGAUCUAUAACUUGGGUUAGCCAGUUCUUUGUUGUGCUUUUAUCGUUGAGCACUUUAAAACCUUGUAUCUUUUGGUAAAAUGGCAUAUUGGUUUAAAAAAAAAAAAAAACAUCUUGGAAUUACCAAGACAAGGUCAUUUCUCCAUAUAAAUGUAUUGCAUGAUUCUGUUCCAUAGAACGGAAAUGAACAGUUCCCCUGCCCCAAGAAUGCUAUUUCCAUGUGUUUAUGUCAAACAGAAGUUAUUUUAAGAGAAGAACGAUACAUCUGAUAACUGUUAGUUCUUAAACUAGGAAUUCAUCCAGUUGGAACAUACAGCGGAAAACAUGUCAUAUGUAGCAUACGUGGCCUUUUUGAGACAGCUUCUGAAUGCCUUAUAUAAAAUAGAAUUCACAGAGUUGAUUUUAUUACCGUCCUUAGAUCAGAGAAGGUCUUGUGAGGCUAAGCCAAAGAAUUCUUGGACCAUGCACCAUUGUCCAAGGUGCCCUGGAGCACAUUGUGAAAAGGACACCUCAAGAGUUCUACGAUAACACCAUUAACUUUAUCAAGGUAUGCACCCUGCUUGCAGCUCGUAAUGUUCUCAAGUCAAUGAUAUCCACUAAGAAAGGCGUGAUAUGAAAUCUGGAGGUCAAUUUAUUAACUAGGUAGGAGAGGAGGCACAAAGCUCCAACCAUAUGGAAAACUUUCUUCAACUAUAAAGAAUAUGAUGAAAUGAGGCAGGAAUAGGAAACUCAUUGCUCCUUAACUUGUGCUGACAGAGUCUCGUUAAAAAGAAAGCAUUAAUUAAUUUCUCAGCUUCAAAAGCCCUGAUUGUAUUUCUCCGGCCAGUUAAUAUGAGCUUGUGCCAGUGUGACCUAGCUCUUUGGUACUUAAAACAAAAAUUCACAAUGGUUUGCCAUUUUAAGGACUGUUAAUUGAUUUGCUGAAUUAUUUCAGGAGCAGAAAACCAGGUACAAUGUGCUUUGUAUGCCCCUAUCGGGCAAGCUGAUCUCAUGUUAAAGGGGAACUGUCAUACUUGAAAACGAGAGAAAUCUCAAUGUAUCCUUCCUGCUAAAAUAUUUGAUAAAUAAAUGAUAAGAUUUCCUAUAAUUCUUAUUUAAUUUAUUGCAUUUGAUGAUUAUAUGUCAUGGGAUUUGCACAAUAAAUAGCAAGAAAUAUUGUAUUAUUUUUUAAUUAUUUUAAUUAUAAAUUUAGUAAUUGUUAAACUCCGGAAUUAAUGCAAUUCCUACCCAUUUAUCUGCAAUUUUCAAUGUGUUUUUUUGUGUAAAAUCACGAGGAGGAACAGAAUUUGAAUUAUUUCUUCUUCCUUUUCAAGUAACCAUUGCCCAUUGUUCGAGGCUACAAACCCAACCGAACUGUUUUGUAAAUGUAUGACUUAAUAAAUAAACCCCCACAAUACAUAUUUUUAUAUUCAAUAAAAUUAGCGAAGAUACGGCCUCCAAUUCUUUUUAAACCUUUAAAGAUAGAGAACAAACAUACAAGUUGCAAAGAUCAGACUGGAACAGGAAAAUAACUUUAGGAGUUAUUUCUCAGGUCCAGCCGGAUUGAAGUGUUGCGUGUUGUCCAAUUUACAUUUGUGAAAAGAAAAGAAAGAAACCGCGCCCAAGUAAUAUGAAUAAAGUGAUAUACGUACACAAAUAUGUAUGAAUGAUAAACACUUUGGACCUCAAGAGAAAUAAAAAUAAUAAUGAUAGUGCAGUACAGUAUGUACAAAAUGAUAAGUGACGUGUGAUCUGUGAUGAUUACACUCACAUUUGCUUGAGCUAUAUCAGAGCUCAGCUGUAUCAGCGCCUGGACGGAACAAUCCCCGUCUAAGGAUAUAGGUAGGUGCAGAUGUCCAAAUGGCUUAGAUGAAUAGUAGUGUGCAGUACAUAUAUGGGAAUAAAUACAGAAAGAUGUGCUCCAAUGGUGAAAUAAGUAUGCUAAAAUAUAUAUAAAAUAAAAGGGUAUCGUACUCACAUUUACUAGAGCAUAACUUGCUCUAGUGUGUAUAGCGUUGGUGGUAUAAUCCCCACCCAGGGAUAUGCUGGUACCAGGAAGUGAAGUUUUGAAAAAUUAAAAAAGUGUAUAUAUAGAUAUAAAAUACACUAUUUAUUUACCAAACAUAAAAAACGAUAAGAACAAUAAAAAUAAACUUCAAGAGUAAACUUCAAACUUUUGAAUAGACUUCAAACUUUUAUUGUUCUUAUCGUUUUUUAUGUUUGGUAAAUAAAUAGUGUAUUUUAUAUCUAUAUUUACACUUCUUUAAUUUUCCAAACUUCACUUCCUGGUACCAGCAUAUCCAUGGGUGGGGAUUAUACCACCAAUGCUAUACACACUAGAGCAAGUUCUGCUCUAGUAAAUAUGAGUACGAUACCCUUUUUAUUUUAUAUAUAUUUAAGCAUACUUAUUUCACCAUUGGAGCACUUUUUCCCUCCAUAUAUGUACAGCACACUGCUAUUCAUCUGAGCCACUUGGACAUCUGCACCUACCUAUAUCCUUAGACAGGGAUUGUUCCGUCCAGGCGCUGAUACAGCUGAGCUCUGAUAUAGCUCAAGCAAAUGUGAGUGUAAUCAUAACAGAUCACAUGUCACUUAUCAUUUUGUACAUACUGUACUGCACUAUCAUUAUUAUUUUUGUUUCUCUUGAGGUCCAAAGUGUAUAUCAUUCAUACAUAUUUGUGUACAUAUAUCACUUUAUUCACAUUACUUUCUUUUCUUUUCAUGUUUUACCACUCACACGGUUGGGAAUCCUUGUAUUAGUUACUGCAGCCUGUUUUUUAUAUCGUAUUAGUUUUUAGUGAGCGCCUAUUACAUAUCUUUAGCUGCAAUUUACAUUUGUGAAGUAAACCCGCUUUGGAGUAAAAAGACUGGUGUUGCCGUUUGUGUGUAUCUGUCGGAGGGACUUACAAGAUUGUGCGAAUGUACAUCUGACGUAUAUUGGCAAUUGUAGGUGUGCAGAAUCUGAUUCUACUGUUUACAAAGGCCAGUGGUUCAGGGCCCCAGGACUAGAACUAUUUGAUAUCCACAUUUUGACCUCCUUAUCUUCUCUUUGGCAAUCCAUCACGCCAAUUAUCUGUUCUCUAGAACAUUCGCUAAAACAUAUCCUAUUUUGUGUACUUUAUUUUUGCAGUCUAAUGCUGACCUGUGCUAUACCACCCUCUCGUCUGUCCCUGGACUCUGCCCGGUGCGGCCGGCUGGGGCCAUGUACCUAAUGGUGAGACAUUUCGUUGGUUUGCCAGACACAAAACAAUAAUUAACUUGUAACUUUCCAUCUGUUAAAUUGAAGCCCAUGCUGUUUUACAUGGUUAUAUAUGUUGACAGACGGCACCUUGGGGCAAGACACUAAUACAUAUUUGUAAAAACAGGAAGUGGGUCGGGAUUUCAGGGUGAGAUUUGUGGGAGGAGUAAACGCUUUUUUGGGAUGAAAACAAUAUCACUGAGAGAAACUCUAGGAACCGGGGGUCAUUUCAAAUGGUCUACCUGUCUCUCACCUUUACUGACCUUCCAAGACUAGAGCUGGCUCCUCUGUGUUUUGUUGUUUUGAUAACACGAAUUGCAUGACACGUGCUCUCUUUUUAAUGAACAGGUUGGCAUUGAUAUGGAGCACUUCCCAGAAUUUGAGAGUGACGUAGACUUCACAGAACGGAUGAUAUCAGAACAAUCUGUCUUCUGCCUCCCAGCCACAGUAAGUGCUCUAAGAGUGGAGGUCUCCCUGUUUACGAUUUAAUUCCCAUAAAAUUGUUCUUUGUGUACUAAGAAUCCACUGAGCGCUGCAAAAAAUUUCUCAAUUAUAUUUGUUUUCGACCUCUUUUCCUGCUUUUCUCACUCAUCCUUUUGUUCUCCCUGUUAGUGUUUCGAAUAUCCCAACUACUUCCGCAUUGUCCUCACUGUUCCAGAAGACAUGAUGAUUGAAGCCUGCCGACGCAUCCGAGAAUUCUGCCAACAACACUAUCAGGGUGGAGAAGGGUCGCAGGACUUAGAAUGUGACAAAUAA